AUGUUUUGUGAAGAUUUACAUUUGAUUCUGAGUCGAAUAAGUAGUAAAGAUCCGUUAGUUAGUUAUUUUGGUGAUCAUAUUAAAUCAGAUAUAAAUACAUCAAAACGUCAUACUAAUUGGUUAGCAGCAGUUAUUGUUGAAGAAUUAGAAUUUGAUUCAUCUCCGAUAAUUAUUCAUACAACUGCUCAUCAUUUAUCGAAUCGAUUAUCAACAAAUGCCGAUCAAUAUUAUAUUAAAGGAAAUCGAUUAAACUAUUUUUUGCUUUACCAUCCGAUUGAAUUAUUUUCGAUGAUGAUAAUACAAAUGAAACAAAAUUUCAACAAACUGAACCUGAUGCUAUAUUAUCUUCUCUAUCAUCGUAUUGGCAUACUUAACAGACCAUGCGCAUUUAAGUUUAAGUGUAUUAACAAAUCAUUUUGA
Messenger RNA from Rotaria socialis, 420 nucleotides. The record is from the annotation of a GenBank genome assembly. NCBI's taxonomy places the organism in Eukaryota, Metazoa, Rotifera, Eurotatoria, Philodinida, Philodinidae.